AUGACCUACCAUCUUCUAUGCCGAUGGCAAACUGAAUUGGAGUUCUUCUUAUAUCAGUUUUGCAAAACAUCAGCUCCUGGGCUUAUUGAUGACUGCCAUUGGUCUUGUCCAGAGGCUGCAGAGUUAACCCGGCUUUCCGAAGAAAUAACCGAAUUCUUUUGUUUUCAUCAUAAGACGAUCUUCAAAGAGUGCGGUAUAUCAGAGCAAGAGAGGGAGUCAUUUUGCUGUGAGUUGCAGGAAAUUCGGCAAAUUCGUCAUUUUGCUGUUCAUCGAGUCGAUGUGAAUGCGGCAACCACCAAAAAGUAUGCGAAAUACGCGCUCAAUGUACUGAGCACAAUUAAACGUCUAGGAGGGCAAGACUUCGAGAAAGAUCAUGGCGAAGCAGUAUGUCCAGUUCCAUUUUCCUCUCACUACGAUAAUCGCUCACCUCGGUAUGAGUUGCAGUUGGACCGUUUUGUCAAUAGUUUUUGGGAAACAGAAGGGCAUCUUGUAUCGCAGACGUCUUCUCACGAUUAUCCUUCUCGGCAUACAGAGCAUCAUAUUGAACAUAAUUCAAGAGAAGCGGAAGGGGCAAGAUUGAGAGAAACCCAGCGAGCUGAGCACAGUCAAAAGCAGCAAGAUGACACUCAGCCCAAGAAAGCCAAGCAGGCUGAACACAGUCAAAAGCAGCAAGAUGACACUCAGCCCAAGAAAGCCAAGCAGGCUGAACACAGUCAAAAGCAGCAAGAUGGCACACAGCCCAAGAAGGCCAAGCAGGCUGAACACAGUCAAAAGCAGCAAGAUGGCACUCAGCCCAAGAAGGCCAAGCAGGCUGAACACAGUCAAAAGCAGCAAGGCGAAUCCCGACCCAAGAAACAUGUGAGCACAGUUAAUAUUCAGAAACUUUGUGCAUCCUCCAAUAUAUACAAGGGGGAAAGCAAAACCCGCACUCACACAACUUGA
Molecule: messenger RNA, 942 nt
Organism: Penicillium salamii
Lineage: Eukaryota; Fungi; Ascomycota; Eurotiomycetes; Eurotiales; Aspergillaceae
Source: the annotation of a GenBank genome assembly